AUGCCCAACGACGUCCUCUCCCACCUCGCCGUCCACAUCCGGCAAACCGCCACCACGCCGCCCACCCUGGCCCUCGACGUGACCAACAACAGCCCCGACACGAGCCUCACCAUCCUCACCUGGGAAUCCCCCCUCGACCCGGCCGCCCUCCCGCUGGGCCUCUUCGCCAUCACCCCGGACGGCGCGCGCCAGCCCCUCGACAUCCCCACCAUCCAGAUCCGCCGCGUCAUGCCCCCGCCGCGCGACUCCUUCGUCACCCUGAAACCCGGCGAGACGAGGACCCAAGAACACGUGCUGCGUGAGGAGAUCGUGCCGCCCGCGGACCUGGGCCCGAACCCCAAGGUCGCCGUCCGGGGGACGUGGAUGGGCGUCUGGACUAUCCCGGUUGAGGAGUUGACCCCGGGCCGGCUGGAUAAUAUGUAUACCGAUGAGGAGAGACUGUCGGGACCGUUUGAGGCGGGGCCUUUUGAGGUGACGGUUCAUGAAGCUUGA
Messenger RNA from Sodiomyces alkalinus F11, 492 nucleotides. RefSeq lists its product as hypothetical. Bases 1 to 492 code for a protein of 163 amino acids. Lineage: Eukaryota; Fungi; Ascomycota; Sordariomycetes; Glomerellales; Plectosphaerellaceae. The record is from RefSeq and is a predicted model, not a curated record. The transcript has a single exon.